Linum tenue is the source of this 2196-nucleotide messenger RNA. NCBI's taxonomy places the organism in Eukaryota, Viridiplantae, Streptophyta, Magnoliopsida, Malpighiales, Linaceae. The record is from the annotation of a GenBank genome assembly.
UACAAACUCAAGAAGGGCAGACUGUUGCUGUGUGGGGAAGGUAAGAGGCGAAGCCACUUUCGCGUUUCCUACAAAAAGGAACGUUUUUUUCUGAGUAGCGAGAGAUUGACGCCCAAACAAUGAAACAAAUACACCAGCACGCGAGGGAGAAGCAUUAGAUAGACAAAGAAAGAAAGAAACAAGGGAAAGGGGCAAUGAAAACAAUUCACAUGGAAGGAGAGCUGCUACCUUCUCCUCCUCCGCCAUUUCACCCUUCCUCCUAACAACACACACAAAUUAUCAAUCUUUAUUGCUGGGUUUGCCGUUUCUUGCUUCAUCUCAUCUGGGGUUUCUUCCUCUCUCUCUCUCUCUCUCUCUCUCUCUGCAUCUCUUUCGAUCCCACUUUUUAAACCCGCCCCUGCUUCGCGAUCUGGGAGGAGGGUAUUGAGGAAAAAGGGGAAAAGGAAUACGGAAAUCGGGAAUUCUUUCUCCUGAGCUGAAUUCCGACGUGGGUUCGGAUCUGAGAGAUGGAGGACAAGAGUGCGUUAAGUCAGGGGAGCGUCUUUAGAUCUCUGCUCGCCAUUGUUCAGUGGUGGGGUUUCAAUGUUACCGUGAUUAUCAUGAACAAAUGGAUCUUUCAGAAAUUGGAUUUCAAGUUCCCGCUGUCUGUAUCUUGUGUCCACUUCAUAUGCUCAUCGAUUGGAGCAUAUAUUGCAAUCAAGGUGCUGAAAGUCAAACCUCUUAUAGUGGUUGAGCCUGAAGAUCGUUGGAAAAGAAUAUUUCCCAUGUCAUUUGUGUUCUGCAUAAACAUUGUGUUGGGAAAUGUGAGCUUGCGGUACAUUCCAGUUUCAUUUAUGCAGACAAUUAAGUCGUUCACUCCUGCAACUACAGUGUUCUUACAUUGUUUGGCUGCACCAGUUGUAUUGCAGUGGUUGGUUUGGAGGAAGUACUUUGACUGGCGCAUUUGGGCUUCAUUGGUGCCUAUUGUUGGAGGAAUACUCCUGACAUCUGUGACUGAGCUUAGCUUCAAUGCUUUUGGAUUUUCUGCUGCUCUGCUUGGCUGCUUAGCAACUUCCACAAAGACUAUCCUUGCAGAGUCCUUACUGCAUGGGUACAAAUUUGACAGCAUAAACACGGUGUAUUACAUGGCUCCUUUUGCAACCAUGAUACUCGGUGUGCCAGCUUUGCUACUCGAAGGCAAUGGGAUUCUGGAAUGGUUUCAGACGCACGAGACUAUCUACUCUUCCCUGUUUAUCAUACUCCUGUCCGGUGUACUUGCCUUCUGUCUCAACUUUUCAAUCUUCUAUGUGAUCCAUUCAACAACAGCUGUCACCUUCAAUGUUGCUGGGAACCUCAAGGUUGCAGUUGCCGUGUUGAUUUCAUGGCUGAUAUUCAGGAACCCAAUCUCAGCAAUGAAUGCUGUGGGAUGUGCUAUCACGCUCGGUGGAUGUACUUUCUAUGGAUAUGUAAGGCAUUUGCUGUCACAACAGCCAGCCUCUACAGGAACUCCCAGGACGCCCAGGACUCCAAGAAGCCGGAUGGAGUUGCUGCCGCUCGUAAACGAUAAAUUAGAUGAUAAGGUCUGAAUUAGUGAAUCGACUCUCCUGGAGAGAGGGGAGCUUUACAUUACGAUGAUGGUGAUGAAUGCUCUUUUGCAGUUGACGCGCCGUAGGGAGGAGUAAUUAUACUUUAUGUACAAGAAACUGAUGAAAUUCUGAGGAAUUAUUUAAAUGUGUUGUUGUGGACUUGUUUGAUUACCCAUACAAGCUUAAUAUAAGUAAACUUUUUUUUGCUCGUGAAUUGGAAACAUGUAUUUCUCCAGGGAACUAUAAUUUCUCGGGUUGAUUUAUUAAUGGAGUGCCAUAUCUCAAGUACAGAGCCUCACUAAUCAAUCUAGUGAACUAGUCCAAGUUGCUUUUGAGAGCUUUCUAGACUUCUGCAUCCAAAAGGAAAAGUUGCACAGUACUUGGUGCUUUCUGGAAUCUAUUCUCUUCCUCCUGCUUUAUUUCUUCCACGUUUUGAUGAUUCAAAGAUCAGCAUGUGUGUGUUUGUUCUUACUUCCUACUGCAUGUUUUGUCAAUCAGUUUCCAGGAUCUAGCUAGCUAGCUAGUAGUGCCAGAACGAAAACCGGGUUGGCAAAGCUCCACUAUAUUCUUUGUAUUUAUCUCCAUGAUCUUGAAGUGACGCAUAACUACCACAAUUAGUGAUAAACAAGGU